Molecule: messenger RNA, 1167 nt
Organism: Closterium sp. Yama58-4
Lineage: Eukaryota; Viridiplantae; Streptophyta; Zygnematophyceae; Desmidiales; Closteriaceae
Source: the annotation of a GenBank genome assembly
AUGGCGUCCGUCGGAACCAGCAGCAUGGGGAAUGGCAAGGCCGUGCGUGCGCUGCUCGCCAUCGUCGCCGUCAUCGCCGGUACGCUCCGCCAUUCGCGUCGCUCUCUCGCCCCUCGUGCUCUUAUGCGCAUCCCGCCGUCGCAAGCAGCAGCGACCAUAUCGGUCUCCGUGCAGAUUGCCAUGCCGAUGCUGAUUAACGGCCGCGCAUUUUCCUUCUCGCCGCGCCGCUGUGUCAACCUUCCUGCCAUGUCGCCUUCUCUGAAGGCGCGGGUGGUGGUGCCGUGGCAACAAGCAAGCAUGUCUGGCAAGGCUGCUUGCCGCUUGAUCCGGUUCUUCCAGGCUUCUGACUGCAAAGGGCAGUCGCUGGACGUUUUCGCGAAUGGCCAACAGAGUUGCGCCUUUCAUUCUCGCUCGCCUUGCUUCCAUCAUGCUCGUAUGCUCUUGAUGCCGCUCGUUCGCCCGUCCACCUGGCCAACAAUCGUUGCACUCGUGGCACCCUUCCCCUGUGUGUGCAGUGAGAAGUAUAUCUCCGGUGCAGCCAAUUCCGCCCUCUGCGUCAUUGAUAACUUGUGUCAGUAUGCGAUCUGCCCUGCCGGUGCUAACGUUUGCACCCCACCCACUGACAACAGCGCGGCAGUGACGUGCACGUGCAACAAUGGCUACAGCGUUGUCAACAACAAGUGCCAGCCUCCCAAAGCGUCGUGUGUCACUACAGGCUGCCCUUCCAACAAAGAGUGUGUCAAACGCACCGGUGGCUCUGAAAUGGAGUGCAGGUGCAAGUCGGGCUACAAUGCAGUCGGUGGCACCUGCGUGCCAGCAGCAAAAUCCGGCACCACCACAGCACCGUCCGGCACCACCUCAGCACCGUCCGGCACCGCCUCAGCACCGUCCGGCACCACCUCAGCACCGUCCGGCACCACCUCAGUACCGUCCGGCACCACCUCAGCGCCGUCCGGCACCACCACAGCUUCGUCCACCACAACACCUUCAAGCGGCACUUCAGAAUCUUCAAGCGACAUUUCAGAUUCUUUCAGCGACGUUACAGGACCUUCCAACUACGUGUCAGAAAUUCCUCCAAGCUACAUUUCAGAAUCUUCCACCAACGCGUCAGAAUCUUCCAACGACGUGUCAGAAUUUCCUGUCUACACGUCAGAAUUUCCCAACUAA